Messenger RNA from Amoebophrya sp. A25, 1400 nucleotides. The record is from the annotation of a GenBank genome assembly. Lineage: Eukaryota; Dinophyceae; Syndiniales; Amoebophryaceae.
CGUUUUUCGAUAUAGCGACGCUUGAAAUUGGGUACCGUAACUUGGAAACAAAAACGUACAGUCUUGGAUUACCCUCUAGUUUGUUACAUUACUCACUGAUUCUUCGAGCAAAAGAAAAUGCCUCUCGUCAUCGGCUCUGCCGCUUCUUCGUCGUCCGGCCAUGGUAUGGCAGGAGCCCUCGCAUUGGGUACGUUUGUUCGACCACAGCUCUUUGGAGCAUUCUGUGGAGGAGGCCAUCUCCAGCAGCAGCGACGGAGCAAGUACACGAAGACCAAUUCCUACCGAGUGCCAGCACGCGCCCACGUUUUCACGCGCAGCUUUCUCCAACGACCCCACAUAGGGAUUCGAGCAUUGUCAGCGGAAUUUGUAGAAAUAGGACGGACUGUGGUGAAACAAAGAAAAUACAUAGCGAAAAACCCAAAUGUCACAGCCCAGAAGCAUUUCAAGUUGUAUCCAGGAGAAAACAUCCGAGUCGCAAAAGAUACAUCCUUAGUCGCGAUGUGCAGUGGCCGAGUCAAAUUCACGCAUGACGUCACGCGGGACGUAAAAAUCGCAAACGUCCUGCCAGAAGCGAGAGAAGAGUUGCUUGAGUUAUGGUUCCUUAAUGAGUUUUAUUGAAGUGUGAGUGAAACAAAUGUAAAGGAUCGAAAUCUGCAGGAUCCACAUUUUAACCUAAUCGAACCAUCGAACCUAAUCUGAAAUCGGCGUCAAAGAGUAAGUAGAAGCACCUAAAAGUAGAUCUCCUCUCCACCUAAUCUCGGACGACCUCUGGCGCUACCGUACGGAGCACGUGAGUUCAAUGGAGGAGAACAAAGUUCUCUGCUCUCUGAGGCAGAAAGCUCUCCCAGUUUUUGGGAAAGAAUGGGUGAAGCCGCCACCAGGCAUGCGACCACAGCCAGAUCGACUCACCAAAGGUUAAGGCUUGCCCUAAUCCAUCUUUUUGAAAGACAUCCUGAAGAGGGUCCGUUCCUAAGGGGAAGGAAAAUGAGCAGACGUUCAGGAUGCAUGUGAGGAUGGAUGGAUUCGGGCAAGCUCUAAAAAAACCGUAGUUCCUGGUGGAAUCCACAUAUCCAAGACCCCAUGGCUUUUGUGGAGCAUGCCUAUCCAAUAUCGAAAAGUCGUAUGCUCUUACGGCGUAAGAUUCGAGAACGAACUAUGAACAUAGACGACGCAGUGAAAAGUCCGACAGGCAUAUCCAAUAUGCGCUGAGGAACACAGACGACAGGUUCACUACUGUCACUUCAUCUAUGCGGUAUGGGGGAUCCACACUUAUAUAUAGAUGAGAAGACUUGAUGUUGGCUUGGAUGAAUUGGAGUACAUGGUUUUUCAGGAUCAAGACGAUGGAUAGAUUGAUGUUUUACUCUACUUUGGUAAGAGGAUUACCACGCAGCUGGCAAGGC